AUGGAGCGCGACGUGGACAGCAUCCGCCGCGGGUUAGCCACCAUUCCGCAAGAGAUCUAUGAUCAAAUCUACACCGCGGUGUUCACCGCCCCGCGAGGCAUUCGCGACAUGUCCUCACCUUGCGACAAGCCCGCCACCGCGGCCUCCGUCAAGUCCGACUACCAACUCCUCCAUGUCUCCCGAUCAACGCGUGCACUCUAUGCAAGCACCUACUACACGAGCGAGUUUCUCUUUCCCUUUCGGAUCAGGGAUCCUGGCAUCUUCGGAAUCUCAAAAGCCAUGAUCUUUUGGGCUCAACUCCUGCCAAAGGAACAUCAGCUGCUCAUCAACAAGAUCACUGUUCGGAUCGAGGUGCCCAUUUUGAACGACCUCACGAUCGGCCGAGUGAUAAAAGCGGAGGCGAAAGAAACGCUCCGCCGUCAGCUGGACUCUAACAUCGCGGACAAGGUGGAAGUUGAGAUUUUGACACUUGCAGAAAGGACAUCCAAAAUCGAACGUGCCACGUACUAUUUCUUCGCGUUAGAUGAAGAGUUGUGA
Ramularia collo-cygni is the source of this 537-nucleotide messenger RNA. RefSeq lists its product as uncharacterized. The transcript has a single exon. The record is from RefSeq and is a predicted model, not a curated record. The coding region runs from base 1 to 537 and encodes 178 amino acids. Lineage: Eukaryota; Fungi; Ascomycota; Dothideomycetes; Mycosphaerellales; Mycosphaerellaceae.